GUGCGUGCGUUCGGGCAGCGGCGGCGGGCGAGGAUGGGCACGAGAUAGAGGCAGAGCCACCGCCGUCCACGGCCCCGAGAGGGGCGACAGAACCUCGGGCACCGGUCUACGGCCCCCUCCCCGGCGGUCCGGCCCCUGGGAGCCCUCGUCACCGCGUCCUGCGACCCCGGGCAGAUAUAGCCACGUGUGACGAUCUACGCAGUAGGAUCCCCUUUUCCACCGGCUCCGGACUUCCUCCAUCACACAAUGCCGCCGCCUGCGGAUAUCGUGAAGGUGGCCAUAAAAUGGCCUGGCGCCUACCCUAAAUUCAUGGAGAUUGACCAGAAAAAACCACUGUCUGCAAUAAUAAAGGAAGUCUGUGAUGGGUGGUCUCUUGCCAACCAUGAAUACUUUGCACUGCAGCAUGCUGAUAGCUCAAACUUCUACAUCACGGAAAAGAAUCGCAAUGAAAUAAAGAACGGAUCUAUCCUUCGAUUAACCACAUCUCCGGCUCAAAAUGCCCAGCAGCUCCAUGAGCGAAUACAGUCAUCAAGUAUGGAUGCCAAGCUGGAAGCCCUGAAGGAUUUGGCCAGCCUCUCCCGGGAUGUGACCUUUGCUCAGGAGUUCAUCAACCUGGAUGGCAUCUCACUCCUCACUCAGAUGGUGGAAAGCGGCACAGACCGAUACCAGAAGUUGCAGAAGAUUAUGAAGCCUUGCUUUGGAGACAUGUUGUCCUUCACUUUGACAGCCUUUGUGGAGCUCAUGGACCACGGCAUCGUGUCAUGGGAUACAUUCUCAGUGGCGUUCAUAAAGAAGAUAGCAAGCUUUGUGAACAAAUCUGCCAUAGACAUCUCAAUCCUGCAGAGGUCCUUGGCCAUUUUGGAGUCAAUGGUUCUCAACAGCCAUGAUCUCUACCAGAAGGUAGCCCAGGAGAUCACCAUCGGCCAACUUAUUCCUCAUCUUCAGGGGACAGAUCAAGAAAUCCAGACUUACACUAUUGCUGUAAUCAACGCGCUUUUCCUGAAGGCCCCUGACGAGAGGAGGCAGGAGAUGGCUAAUAUCUUGGCUCAGAAGCAGCUGCGCUACAUCAUUUUAACACAUGUCAUCCGAGCGCAGCGGGCCAUCAACAACGAGAUGGCACACCAGUUGUAUGUGCUCCAAGUGCUGACCUUUAACCUUCUGGAAGACAGGAUGAUGACCAAGAUGGACCCCCAGGACCAGGCUCAGAGAGACAUCAUCUUUGAACUUCGAAGAAUUGCUUUCGACGCCGAGUCGGAACCGAACAGCAGCAGCGGCAGCGUGGAGAAACGCAAGUCCAUGUACACGCGGGAUUAUAAAAAGCUCGGCUUCAUUAAUCAUGUCAAUCCUGCCAUGGACUUCACACAGACGCCUCCUGGCAUGCUGGCUCUGGACAACAUGCUGUAUUUCGCUAAGCACCAUCAGGAUGCAUACAUCCGGAUUGUGCUUGAGAACAGCAGCCGGGAGGACAAGCACGAGUGUCCCUUCGGCCGCAGCAGUAUAGAACUGACCAAGAUGCUGUGCGAGAUCCUGAAAGUGGGCGAGCUGCCUAGCGAGACCUGCAAUGACUUCCACCCGAUGUUCUUCACCCACGACAGAGCCUUUGAGGAGUUCUUCUGCAUCUGUAUCCAGCUCCUGAACAAGACAUGGAAGGAAAUGAGGGCAACUUCUGAAGACUUCAACAAGGUAAUGCAGGUGGUGAAGGAGCAGGUUAUGAGAGCGCUGACAACCAAGCCUAGCUCCCUGGACCAGUUCAAGAGCAAACUGCAGAACCUGAGCUACACUGAAAUCCUGAAAAUCCGCCAGUCUGAGAGGAUGAACCAGGAAGAUUUCCAGUCUCGCCCGAUUUUGGAACUAAAGGAGAAGAUCCAGCCAGAAAUCUUAGAGCUGAUCAAACAGCAGCGCCUGAACCGCCUCGUGGAAGGAACCUGCUUUAGGAAACUCAACGCUCGUCGGAGACAAGACAAAUUUUGGUAUUGUCGGCUUUCACCAAAUCACAAGGUCUUACAUUAUGGUGACUUGGAAGAGAGCCCCCAAGGAGAAGUGCCCCAUGAUUCCCUGCAGGACAAAUUGCCGGUGGCAGAUAUCAAAGCGGUGGUGACGGGAAAGGACUGCCCUCACAUGAAAGAGAAAGGUGCCCUUAAACAAAACAAGGAGGUGCUUGAGCUUGCUUUCUCCAUAUUGUAUGACUCAAAUUGCCAACUGAAUUUUAUUGCGCCUGACAAGCAUGAGUAUUGCAUCUGGACAGAUGGGCUGAACGCACUGCUUGGGAAGGACAUGAUGAGCGACCUGACGCGGAAUGACCUAGACACCUUGCUGAGCAUGGAGAUCAAGCUCCGCCUGUUGGACCUGGAAAACAUCCAGAUCCCGGAUGCUCCUCCACCCAUCCCUAAGGAGCCCAGCAACUAUGACUUCGUCUAUGACUGUAAUUGAAGUGGCUGGGCCUGGACACAUUCCUCCUAAACUGGAAGAUCUAGCUAUGAGCAGAGAGGAGCGCAAACACACCCACAUGUUGGGACCAUUUUUUGGUGGUGGGAAGCUGCAGGUCAACCCUUCCUUUGGCCUCAUUUUUAGCCUUUUUUUUUUUUUUUUUUUUUUUUGGCUUCUUACCAUCUCCUGGAAUCUCCUUCCUGACUCAGUAUUUCAGGUCACUCCACUGCCCGCUCACUGGUGGAUCAUGACCAGAAACCACCACUAGUAAGGAAGUCAAAUAAUCUUCUCAUUCUAACCUGAUGUGGCCAUGUCCUGCCCUUCUUCCUGCUUGCCUGGAGUAGGAAAUCCAAUUAGUCCCACACUGCCCCAACUUAGCUUACUAAACCAUGAAAAAUGCCUAAGGCCGGGAUUGGGUAAAAUAGCUCUGUUACUGGACAAGAAGACCAAAGGCCGCCACCUCCUACCCCUUCUUUCUAGGGUCAACUCACAUCAUCAGUUCUCUGUGAGUUGAGAUCGCUUUCGCAUCUCCUCUCUCUCCCUUCCUGGCCUUGACCUUGCUCUGGUCCACUUUGGUUCCGUGUGUAGCAGCAGCAGCCUCAUUCCAGUCCUCUGCAGCACCAGGUCUCCCAGACCGUCCACAGAGCCCAUGCCUGCUCCUUGUCUGCACUGUGACCAUGACCAUGACCAACCUCUCUGGCACACUGUCUAGUCUUGGGGUCCUCUCCUUAUUGCCCCAGCCCAGACCUGCCUUCUUCAUUUCUUCAAGCUCCCAGCAGCCCCUUAGCAGAAAGCACAAAUGAAGUUAGUCGUCCUGCUCCAUCUCAAAUAGACUAAACCUAACAGCCUCUAAGGCGGCUGGCUGUUGCUAUCCAACAGUCCCAUGUCACCUUGUCCUUGGGGCUCCUGCUACGACCCAGGUUCUCCAGGGUGGUCAAGCUGUCAGACAUCCAAGUUUACAUCGUUGUAAUUAUUCUAGGUCUUUACAAUUUACAAGGGUUUGGGAUUCUUUUGUUUUGUUUUGUUUUUGGCUUUGUUUUUGUAUAAAAGAGUCUAACAUUUUUUUUGCCAAACAGAUAUAUAUUUAAUGAAAAGAAGAGAUACAUAAAUGUGUGUGCUUUCCAGUUUGUUUUUAAUUAUUUUAAUCCCAAACAUCUUCCUGAGAAUAACAUUCCCUUCAACAUGCUGUGGAAUAAAAUUAAAUGUGACGA
Molecule: messenger RNA, 3638 nt
Organism: Alexandromys fortis (reed vole)
Lineage: Eukaryota; Metazoa; Chordata; Mammalia; Rodentia; Cricetidae
Gene: Elmo1
Product: engulfment and cell motility 1
Exons: 22
Coding region: 247-2430 (727 amino acids)
Biological process (GO): cell motility; actin filament organization
Cellular component (GO): guanyl-nucleotide exchange factor complex; plasma membrane
Source: RefSeq, a predicted model, not a curated record